This is a messenger RNA of Melospiza georgiana, 910 nucleotides long. RefSeq lists its product as uncharacterized. Bases 1 to 756 code for a protein of 251 amino acids. The record is from RefSeq and is a predicted model, not a curated record. The transcript is spliced from 3 exons. Lineage: Eukaryota; Metazoa; Chordata; Aves; Passeriformes; Passerellidae.
AUGAUCGACACCUCCCGGACUCUCGUCCCGGGCUCCCGCGCAGAGCAAACGGAGCCGCUGGAGCUGCAGUUGCUGUCCACGCGCCGGCAGCGCGGCCAUUGCUGCCCGGCACCCCAUCCCGGUCCCUCGCUGUGCGGCGGCGGCAGGAGCUGCCCUGCCCCAUUCCCCCUGCGCUGCUGGGCCCUGCGGCACCGGGCCCUGUCCGGACCUGCUCCGCUCACACACGCACGCACCGCACGGAGCCCGCACCGGGCCGGCUGCGCCGGGCCACCCGCACCGGAGGGCGCUGCCUGGCACCUCAGCCGCUGCUCCGCCCUUCCCACCUGGAGCAGCUCAGCAAGCAGAGGCCAAAGCCCUCCUUCCCUCUUUCCCUCGCUCCCACAGGCUGGGCAGCUGCCGGCUGGCGGGCGCCUCCUGCCCGGCCCUGGCUGCGCAGCUGCUGCUGGGCCCCGUCUCAGCUGCCUGGACCUGAGCGACAACGAGCUGCGAGCCCAGGGCGUCCUGCAGCUCUGCCAGCAGCUCCGGCAUCCCGCCUGCCCGCUGAGGAGCCUGGGGCUGAGCACGGACGGAUUCAGCCAGGCCCUGCUGCAGGAACUGGACGCCCUCCGGGCCCUGCAGCCCGGCCUGAACAUCGGGAACCUCCUGGAGCACGACCUGCCGCAGGCCGGGGCCAUGGCCCGGCUGCCCUGCCACCGCGGGGUGCUGCCGGGGAGCAGGAAGGCGCUGCCCUCCUUCAGGAGACCUCCCAUCCUUUAGGAACAUCCUUCCAACAAACAGAGCCACUCCUGGCCCGGCUCUCUGUGCUGAGAGUGGGGCUGAGCCUGCCCCACCCUCGGGGCACAGGCAGGAGAUCCUGCUGCAUCUGUGGGGCAGGAUCUGGGUCCUGUCCCCUCCCUUUUGUCCUCGUUGU